CCACGAAUUGUAUCUGAAGAAAUCUACAAAGCGUAAGAAUCUACAAUAACAGAAGUCAUUGCCUCAUCCUCUUACCUCUCUCUCUCUCUCUCUCUCUCUCUCUCUCUCUCACUGUGCAAGUGCCAAGUUUGAUUCCUUGAUUUGAAGAAGUUUGUUGGUUGCUUUUGAGUUGCGGAAGAAACAAAUGGAGAAAAAACAAGUUGGGGAGCUUGUAUCGGUGACGUUCACAUGGAGGAUUGAGAAAUUCUCUAAGUUGAGAUCCCAGAAGCAUUACUCUGAUGGUUUUAAUGUCGGUGACUUUCGAUGGCAGAUUGUCGUAUAUCCGAAGGGCAGCAGCGGAACCCCUGGAACGCACGACCUGUCGAUAUAUUUGAAUGUUGCAGAUGCUUCGGCAUUGCCAUCUGGGUGGAGUAGAUAUGCCCAAUUUACCUUGACCGUUGUCAAUCAAGUCAACUAUGAUAAGUCAAUAACAGUUGAAACUAAACAUGUGUUCAGCGCAAGGAAAAGUGAUUGGGGCUUCACAUCAUUCAUGCCUCUAAGUGAGCUUUGUGAUUUCUCCCAAGGGUUUCUUGUGAAUGAUACAUGUGUUCUUGAAGCUGAGGUUGCUGUCAGUCAGGUUGACUAUAUGGCCGAAGUCAACGAAACUUGGUUUUGUCCGCCUAUAAAGCCCUCAGACCAUGAAGAUGAAAGGCAAGGGCAUACAGAUGUGGAUGCCGUACAACUUACAGCGCCUACUUCUGAACAGAUACUUGCUUUUCAGGAUGCAUCAAGUUCUGAACAAAAGCAAACAAAUGAUUUUGAGCAAGUUCUAAUCUCUUCAGUAGCAGUUACUACACCUAGUUCUGCUCAAGUGCUGGCCUUGUGGGAUGGACCAAGUGAUGGACAAGUUUGGACUGGGGGUAACAAUAGCCUUGUUGGAUCUCCGAUAUGCAAGAAACAUGAGCAAAAACCCUCUGCCCCAGUUGGCGAGCUCAUGGAUUUCAGGGGUUUAGGGCAAAUAGACAAAGCUUUUGUUCCAUUUCUAGAGGAAGUCUGUUUGUUGCAUCCUUCAUUGAUCAAGUGCCAAAGGAAGAGAAGUCCUAUGUUUACUGCGUGGGCAUUCACAGCUUUGGGUAGACUCCUGUAUUUUCUAAAGACUACCAAGGGUACCGAUAUGAAUGAGGAUGCUUGUGAGCACCUUCGACUUUCAUGGGAGGAGCUUGAGUCCUUCAGAUUUGACUUGGCUUGGUUGGAGCCUCACAUUCAGUCCGCUUUGGGUAUGAAGAAGUUUGUGGAAAGGGAACUAGAGGUAAAAGGGCUGAGAAAUAAUGUGGAUUCUUUGGAGAUUGAAGUCAAGAGGUUGAAGGCUAGGCUAAAUGUGGCAGAGUUAGAUUUUGAGGAUGCGAAAAGAGACAUGGGAGAGGCCGAAGAAAUCUUUGUUGAAAUAAAUAUGGAUAGCGAGCUUGGUUAUGGUGGGAGGCAAUAGCCGUACUCCUUCUCCCUUCAAUAAUGUAUAUGUCUUUGCCAAUACUAGGUUUAAUUUGGUCCUCGUUCGUUGCUUAUACAUAUAUAUCGAGACUCGAAAAUAUGAUUAUUAUUUUAGUCUUA
Pyrus x bretschneideri (Chinese white pear) is the source of this 1587-nucleotide messenger RNA. Its product is annotated as MATH domain and coiled-coil domain-containing protein At3g44800-like. The transcript is spliced from 4 exons. Gene Ontology annotation, molecular function: protein binding. Lineage: Eukaryota; Viridiplantae; Streptophyta; Magnoliopsida; Rosales; Rosaceae. Bases 185 to 1465 code for a protein of 426 amino acids. The record is from RefSeq and is a predicted model, not a curated record.